AUGCGAGAACAAAUGGUGUUUGGCGUCGGUGACGUCACAGCUGGCACGUUGGAUCAAAACGGCAUUUGUGAGAUUUCAGAGCUUUGUCAAGGUGAAGAUUAUCGUAAAGUAGCGCAUAUAAAGACUCUUUGCGUGCAUUAUUUUACUAUAAGUGUGGACAAACACAGUGAGUUACUCACUCACUCACUCACUCACACACACACACUCACGACACUCAGACACUCACACACUCACACACUCACUCACUCACUCAGACACUCACACACUCAGACACUCAGACACUCAAUCAGACACUCACUCAGACACACACACACUCACUCACUCACACACUCACACACUCAGACACUCAGACACUCACACACUCAGACACUCAGACACUCAGACACUCAGACACUCAGACACUCAGACACUCACACACUCAGACACUCAGACACUUACUCACUCAGACACACACACACACUCACUCACUCACACACUCAGACACUCACACACUCAGACACUUACUCACUCACUCAGACACACACACACUCACUCACUCACUCACUCACUCACACACUCAGACACUCACACACUCAGACACUUACUCACUCACUCAGACACACACACACUCACUCACUCACUCACUCACUCACACACACACUCACGACACUCAGACACUCACACACUCACACACUCACUCACUCACUCAGACACUCACACACUCAGACACUCAGACACUCAAUCAGACACUCACUCAGACACACACACACUCACUCACUCACACACUCACACACUCAGACACUCACACACUCAGACACUCACACACUCAGACACUCAGACACUCAGACACUCACACACUCAGACACUCAGACACUCACUCACUCAGACACACACACACACUCACUCACUCACACACUCAGACACUCACACACUCAGACACUUACUCACUCACUCAGACACACACACACUCACUCACUCACACACUCACACACUCAGACACUCACACACUCAGACACUCACACACUCAGACACUCACACACUCAGACACUCAGACACUCAGACACUCACACAGACACUCACUCAGACACACACACACUCACUCACUCACACACUCACUCACUCAGACACUCACUCAAUCAGACACUCACACACUCAGACACUCACACACUCAGACACUCACUCACUCACUCAGACACUCACACACUCAGACACUCACACACUCAGACACUCACACACUCAGACACUUACUCAGACACUCACUCAGACACACACACACUCACUCACUCACACACUCACUAAGACACUCAC
Xyrauchen texanus (razorback sucker) is the source of this 1287-nucleotide messenger RNA. RefSeq names its product histidine-rich glycoprotein-like. The transcript is spliced from 4 exons. Bases 1 to 1278 code for a protein of 425 amino acids. The record is from RefSeq and is a predicted model, not a curated record. NCBI's taxonomy places the organism in Eukaryota, Metazoa, Chordata, Actinopteri, Cypriniformes, Catostomidae.